This is a messenger RNA of Amborella trichopoda, 1295 nucleotides long. RefSeq names its product actin. The record is from RefSeq and is a predicted model, not a curated record. Lineage: Eukaryota; Viridiplantae; Streptophyta; Magnoliopsida; Amborellales; Amborellaceae.
GCAGUUUUCUCAGGCCCUUUUGUUCAAAGUUUGGGCUCCUCUAUCCAACCAACACACACACACACUCCCUCUCUCUCUCUCUCCUAUUUGUUUUGAAGAGCUCUCUCUCUCACACACACACACAACUUAAUGGGAGAUUUUGAAGAAACCCAAGCUAUUGUGUGCGAUAAUGGGUCCGGAAAUGUGAAGGCUGGCUUUGCGGGGGACGACGCACCAAGAGUGGUGUUCCCUAGCAUAGUGGGGAGGCCUAGGAACAAGAACUCUAUGAUGGGGAUAGGGCAAAAGGACACUUAUGUUGGAGAAGAGGCUCUCUCUAAGAGGGGAGUAUUGUCCCUUAAGUAUCCAAUUGAUCAUGGCAUUGUUACAGACUGGGAGGAUAUGGAGAGAAUAUGGCAACACACAUUUGAGGGGGGGCUUAGGGUCUGCACUGAGGACCAUCCGGUGCUCCUCACUGAGGCACCACUCAACCCAAAGGCCAACAGGGAGAAGAUGGUGGAGCUCAUGUUCGAGGCCUUCGAGGUCCCUGCCACCUUUGUUGCCAUUCAAGCAGUGCUCUCUCUCUACGCGAGUGGACGCACCACUGGAAUUGUGAUGGACUCCGGCGAGGGUGUCACCCAUGUAGUCCCCAUCUACGAGGGCUAUGCACUGCCCCACGCCAUCCACCGACUCGACCUCGCAGGCAGGGACCUGACGGAUGCCCUGUCCAGGAUCCUCAUGGAAGAUGGUCUUGUUUUCGCUACCACAGCAGAAAGAGAGAUUGUCAGGGACAUCAAAGAAAAACUCUCAUAUGUAGCACUAGACUAUGACAAAGAGUGGACUAAAUCAUGCGAGAGCUCAAUCAUCGAGAAACAAUACGAGUUGCCCGAUGGUCAAGUGAUAACGAUGGGAUCAGGGAGGUUUCGGUGCCCAGAGGUGUUGUUUGAUCCCAGUAGAAUAGGUGUAGAGUCAGGUGGAGUUCAUGAAGCAGUGUUCAACUCGAUCAAGAGAUGCGAUGUUGACAUCAGAAGAGAAAUGUAUGGCAAUGUGGUGCUUAGCGGUGGCACCACAAUGAUCCCAGGCUUGGCACCGCGGCUAGCCAAGGAGUUGGGCUCGCUGGCACCAGAAUCUGUGAGGGUGAGGGUGAUCGCUCCUCCAGAAAGGAAGUACAGUGUUUGGAUUGGUGGAUCCAUCCUUGCUUCUCUUAGCACAUUUGAACAGAUGUGGAUCACAAAAGAGGAGUACAUGGACACUGGUUCAUCAAUCGUGCAUAUGAAGUGCUUCUGAAGAAUCAUUUUGUUAGGUUCUUUGUGCUAUCA